Messenger RNA from Frieseomelitta varia, 1475 nucleotides. RefSeq names its product mitochondrial dicarboxylate carrier (gene Dic1). Bases 138 to 1097 code for a protein of 319 amino acids. The record is from RefSeq and is a predicted model, not a curated record. The transcript has 9 exons. Gene Ontology annotation, biological process: oxaloacetate transport; phosphate ion transmembrane transport; thiosulfate transport. Lineage: Eukaryota; Metazoa; Arthropoda; Insecta; Hymenoptera; Apidae. Gene Ontology annotation, molecular function: malate transmembrane transporter activity; sulfate transmembrane transporter activity; succinate transmembrane transporter activity.
AUACUUGUCAUAUAAAAUUAUAAAUUUCCAAGAGAUUCGUUUUACGCUAAUAAAGCCGAUGUACCGGAUGCAUUACUGGAAUAUCCUGUUUCAAGUGGCUCGGUCUUAAUAAAUAAGUGUGCUAUGUAUUUCAGUCCAUGUGGAGUUCCAGUUUUGAAAGGAGGUGGUACAACACGUGGCUAUCAGCUGAUGCGUGCGCGUUCACCAACUUUCCAGUUCUAACUGAUUUUGGACAUUACAUCAGUCACAGUUUAGAUAUUGCGGGGAUAGUUAUUAACCAAGGCUUAAAAGUUCUAUUAAUGAUACCAUUUAUAGUUCAUUUACAAACACAACAAGAAGGCAAUAUAUCUAUAACAAGAUUAACCACAUCUAUAAUACGGAAUCAGGGAAUUCUAGCUUUGUAUAAUGGAUUAAGUGCUUCUUUGCUUCGUCAACUGACAUAUUCAACAAUUAGAUUUGGAGCAUAUGAAGUAGGUAAACAAACAUUUGAAACAUCUGGACAAUCACUAUUAUUUUACCAAAAGUUAUUAUUGGCUGGAUUAUCUGGUGCAGCUGGUGGUAUUUUUGGAACACCAGGAGAUGUAAUUAAUGUACGCAUGCAAAAUGAUAUAAAACUUCCACCAGAACUAAGACGAAAUUAUAAGCAUGCUUUAGAUGGAAUAAUACGUGUAAUUCAACAAGAAGGGGUACGUCAUUUGUUUAAUGGAUGCUCUACAGCAACAUUAAGAGCUGCAUUAAUGACUAUUGGACAAUUAAGUUUUUAUGAUCAAGUUAAAAUUAUGUUGUUACAAACUGGUUACUUUAAAGAUAAUCCUGUAACUCAUACAGUAUCAAGUGUAUUUGCAGGCGCUGUGGCUACAACUCUUACACAACCAUUGGAUGUUUUAAAAACACGUGCAAUGAAUGCUAAACCGGGAGAAUUCAAGAAUUUAAUGGAUCUAUUUUUGUAUACUGCUAAGCUUGGGCCAUUCGCAUUUUUCAAAGGUUACGUACCUGCAUUUAUCAGAUUAGCUCCACAGACUAUCCUUACUUUUGUCUUUUUAGAACAAUUAAGAACUAAUUUUGGAUUCUAUCCUUCUAAUAUUCAAGUAUCAUAAAAUUUAAUUAACUAUCUUGCACAUAACAUUCAUCUGAAAUGUUCCAUAGAGGAAAAAAAUUAGCAUGUGACACUAAAAAAAAAUUUAUGCAAAUAUUUGUCCUGUUUGAAGUUGUCCAAUUGCAACUAUUUUAUAGCAUAUAUAAAAUUUUACCUGAUUACAUAAGUUUUUCAUCUUCUUUUUUCAUUUUUUAUGUUGUAUCAACAGCAAAUUUUUAUAAAAUUUUAUAAUAAAGAAAAGGAAAUUCAAAUAGGACAAAUAUUAUUUUUGUAUGUUAAAUUUACUGUUAAAUUUAUGCCCAAGUUUUAUGAAAUAUCUUUGGUAAGUAUUUCAUACUUCUUUUUCAAUAUUGUAUGAACUAUAUUUUUACAAAUAUUG